Molecule: messenger RNA, 1258 nt
Organism: Oreochromis aureus
Lineage: Eukaryota; Metazoa; Chordata; Actinopteri; Cichliformes; Cichlidae
Product: transmembrane protease serine 9-like
Exons: 6
Coding region: 15-1016 (333 amino acids)
Biological process (GO): proteolysis
Molecular function (GO): serine-type endopeptidase activity
Source: RefSeq, a predicted model, not a curated record
AGGUGCAGUUAACCAUGGCUCUCCAACAGUUUGUGUGGUGCUUCACUGUGGUGAUCAUUUUCUUCUGCAAAGGUUGUCACUCACAGCAGCCCAAGUGUGGCAGAAGUGCUGUGAACAGCAGCAGCAUCACAGGAGUUCGUGAUGCUGCACCAGGAAGUUGGCCCUGGUUCACUAUUGUAAACACUUAUUCUGCAGGGUCUCUGAUCACCGACCAGUGGGUGCUGACAGCUGCAUCCUCCGUAUCAGAGGAUUACAGUAGCAUGAUGGUCUUGCUGGGCAGCAACAGCCUGUCAGGUCCAAACCCAAAUAAAGUGAGGCUGAACGUGAUAGACGCCACCUGCCAUCCUGGAUUCAACCCGUUGACUCGUGAGAACAACAUUUGUCUUCUGAAGCUGUCGGCUCCUGUGAAUUUCACAGACUACAUUCAGCCAAUCUGCUUAGCCUCAGAAAACAGCACUUUCAACAAUGAGACCAGCAGCUGGGCCAUCGGCUUUGGUGGCAUUGAGGUAUUCAGCUAUAACCUGCAGGAGGCAAAAGUAUCAGUAGUGGGAAACAAUGUGUGCAAAGCCAGAUUUCCAUGGAUCCCAGACAGCAUCAUCUGUACUAGAGAGACGGAUUCAUGUUGGGAUACUCUUGGAGCGCCACUCAUGACUCAGAGUAAAUCAGUCUGGCUCCAGAGUGGAGUUUUCAGUGUGCCUGGAUGCACUGCAUCUCCUUCAGCCUACACUCCUGUGUCCCAGUACCAGAAAUGGAUCAGCGACACAGUUACAGGGACACCACCAGGCUUUGUUACCUUCCCCUCCCCACACAGUUCAUUACAAACCACUGCUCCUCCCACCGCUCCUCCAACUGCUCCCCUCACCGUCCCUCCUACCACUCCUACUGCCCCUCCUACUUCCCCGACAUGUGUGGGUGUGUUUUGCAGUGGUGAAAACCUGAUCCACUUCACUCACUUCUCCUCUCUGUGUGUUCUUGUUGUGUUGCUCCAUGUGUUUGCUGGAACUGUUGGAAACUAGAUCAACACAUUUACUCAAGUUCAAUACAAACAUGAAGAACUUUACCUGACAUGUUACUUUAUAAAUAAAAGAACCUUUUAUUAUUUAUUCAUUGCUAACAUUCAUUCUAACUUCCAAUCCAAUUUUAUUUAUAAAGACUUUAAAAUAUCCAGCACAGGUCCAAAGUGCUGUACAGAAAAUAAGUUAAAAACAAUAGAAUAACAGAAAACAGCAAAAAUAAUACAUAACAUAAUGCAUAAAAU